Messenger RNA from Moneuplotes crassus, 1478 nucleotides. The record is from the annotation of a GenBank genome assembly. Lineage: Eukaryota; Ciliophora; Spirotrichea; Euplotida; Euplotidae.
AUGGAGAAAGCUAUUAGGAAGAAAACAGUAAUGCAGAAGGUGGGUGUGGAGAAGAGUGAAAUAAAUUCAGAUGUGUGGAAGAGUUAUGAGGCUUUGAGUGAUGAGGAAUUGGUUGAGAGAAGGCUUGAGGAGUUGGAAGAUAUCUUUUGGGAAAGUAAGAAUGAGUUUGAAAGAUAUGGAUGCCAGAAGAAACAAGAUUUUCCUAUCAGGGUAGCUCAAAUUGUUGAUUCUUUAUUGAAAACUCGUAGAAAAUUGAAUUAUAUUUGAAACUCUCUUCCUAGACAUAUGGAGCACCCAUACCUUCAAAGAGCAAUAGAUCUUAAAGUAAUGUUAGAGAAUUUUUGAGAAAAGAGCAUUGUUAAAAAUCUGAUAUUUUGAAGCCAGCUUAUAAAUGCUAAACUAAAGGAUCCUAAUCAACACUCAUCAAUACUAGAGAGUCAAAAUCAAGAUCUUCAAAUCCAAAAAGAAGUUCACAAAAUAAACACUACCGCCAUCUCCCAUUACCAUCACAAAUUCUUAGGACCAACAGCCGCUUUCAAAUUCUCCUCCACUCUCUCUCUCAACCUCAAAACCCCCAAACCCUCCCUCCUCCUCCAAACCACCACUGUCUUCCCCUACUCCUCACUCACCAACCUCCACAUCCUCAACUACCCCUGCUCCCUCCCCAUCCACCAGUCCCUUCCUUCCCAGAUCCCUACCGCUACCAUAUCCUGUGCCUUCUCCAACACUUCUCCAGUAGCCAAUCUCCCUCUGCUUGUUAAAGUCCUGCACAGGGUGACUAAAGAGAUGGAAUAUUCUAACUUUAUCUUACCUGAACGUAGUCUGAAGGUCCUCCUAUCAGCUAGUAGACAAGUAGAGAUUCUGAAGUUUACAGCCUGAAAGAUGGAGCAUGGACCAAAAGUUGACUUAAAGAGAUGUUUAGCUAAGACGAGUGUAAAGUUUCUGGGGUUAAGAGGGUGUGGAUAUGCGAGUCAGAGCAAUUGGGAGAAUCAGCCUGAAAAGUUUGAAGGUUUUAUUCAAGCUAUUUCAGAAUCAGAUCUGGGACAGACUUUGGAAGAUAUUGAUCUGAUGUUGUCAGGUGUGGAGAGACCUUUUGUGCAGAAAGUUUUGAAAGAGAGAGGAUUGGGAGGUGUUAGAAUUAUAGGAAAAUUCUAGCAAUUUGGCGUUAAUUUAUCCAAGUUUUAGCCGUAUCAAAUAUUUUAAGGGUAUUUAUUGUGCAGUUUUACUCUUUCCUACACUCAAGAAUUAAUACUCUUUUCGUGUAUUUACUAUAUUCAGUUGCAUCAUAUAACAUUUCUCUGAUUAUUAUCUGGAUGAUUUCUGGUGUAAAGCUAGUAUACAAAUUAGAGACUAUAAAAAACUAAAACUUCAGAAGAAUCUAUUUAAAUACCAAAGGAGCAAUUAUAAAGUGAGCAUAGAAAUAUAUCCCUCUAAUGAGACUGGUAUUAGCAAGUUAAGAAUUUGGACACCCAUCUUCU